AUGUUUUGUGGACUAAUUAUUAAGCCAUCUCAAAAAGUUAAGCUUGACCCUACACAGGGAGAAAUUCUACAUUUAUCACAAGCUUGUUUAUCAGAACCUAAGGAUAAUGGACGUGUAUAUGUACAGGCUAUUGAAAAUAACAAAGCUAUUACUAUAUGUUCUUUACAAAAGGGGACUAUAGAACAUGCUAGUUUAGAUCUAUUUCUUUCUACAGGUUCUGAUAUUGAAUUAUCUGUCAUUGGUAAAAAUGAAGUUCAUAUUUCAGGUUUUUAUGAACCAGAUAUGCACGAAGAAGAUGAAUUUGAUGAUGAAGAUGCUAUGAUUGGAGUUUCUGAUGAAGAAGAGGAGGAAGUUAAGGAUGGUUCAAAUCGUAAUUUAAAAAGAAAGAUUCAACAUAGUGAAGAUUCUACAGAAGAAGAUCUUGGUGAAGAUGAGGAGAUUGAUAGUGAUGAAGCAGAUGAACUUGAUCUUGAAAAUUUAAUGGAUGAUGAAGAUAAUGAUGAAGAUGAAGAUAAUAAUGAAGAUGAUGAAGAUGAUGAAGAUGGUGAUAGCGAAAAGGAAGAACCUCCUGUACCUAUUAAAAAUACUAACAAACAAUCUAGUACUUCUCAGAAGACAAAAAAGUCUGAAGUUCAGGAACCAGUAAAAAAGAAGGUUAAACCUGAUUCAACUCAGAAUAAAGCAGAUCAAGCUUAUGAAAAUUCUAUUAUUGAAUUCUUAAAGAAAAAUGGACGUACAAACUUAGCAAUGAUUGGAAAUAAAAUUAAGAAACCUGAAGGAGUAACGAAGAAAUUAGGAGCAUUCAUUGCUGAAAGAUGUAAUUUAUUCAAGGUUGAAAAUAAUAUGAUUUCAUUAAUUAAGUAA
Molecule: messenger RNA, 864 nt
Organism: Cryptosporidium muris RN66
Lineage: Eukaryota; Apicomplexa; Conoidasida; Eucoccidiorida; Cryptosporidiidae
Exons: 1
Coding region: 1-864 (287 amino acids)
Source: RefSeq, a predicted model, not a curated record